AUGGAUAUCAACGAGACGAUCAAACAGUUUCAGCCCUCGUCCACAGGCAAAGCAAAGAAAGCAUUCUCAUACGUGGCGACGAUGGCGGAACAAGCAGUCGCCCCUAUGCAGCCGGCAGAGAAGGUCUCGGAUGUGAUCAAGAAUUAUAGGGCGUCAAAGGCAUUUAGAGGCAAUCCCAAGUCAGAUAAGCAAGUAAAUGUCACUUCGCUGGACUUCGAUGACCAGGGAGACUAUCUGGUCGCCUCGGGUGACGAUGAGAUGAUACAGGUAUUCGAUAUCAAGGAGGGAAAAUCUACAAAAACCGUCCCGAGCAAGAAAUACGGCGUACACCUGGCAAGGUUCACACACCAUUCACGCCAAAUUCUCCAUGCGAGUACGAAACUUGACGAUUCACUACGACUUCUUGAUCUACACAACGAGAGCUACCUUCGAUAUUUCACGGGCCACACGGAUAAAGUGACUUCUCUUGCCCUUUCUCCGGGAUCAGACGCAUUCCUAUCCUGCUCAAAGGACGACACUGUUGCUUUUUGGGACCUCAACUCACGGAAUGCCCAGGGCAAACUUAAGCUUGCAACUCCCUACCUUGCUGCUUUCGACCCAUCCGGAAGUGUCAUAGCUAUCGCUUCUCAGUCAACCUCUUUUGUCCUCCUAUAUGAUUUCCGAAACUACGACAAAGCGCCCUUUGCGACGUUUGAUCUCUCGCCUCUGGAAGACAGAUAUGCCCCAACAACUAAGGGGCGAGCUUGGACCCGCCUUGAAUUUUCGAAUGACGGGAAGAGUCUUCUCAUCGGAACCGAUUACCAUGGCCACUUCGUACUCGAUGCCUUCGAGGGCAAUCUGAAGGCAUUUUUGGUUGGUAAACAGGGCCCAACUGGACGUGCAGCACCAGUCUCUACCACCGGAAAGCCGCCUGGUCAGGGAGAUGUAUGCCUCACACCAGAUGGGCGAUAUGCAAUUGGAGGUGCAGGAGAGCAGCCUGAUACGUUGGUUUGGGAUUUACAUCAACCUCCGGAUGCGAAAAUGUUUCUUGAACCAAUGACUCACUUGCCUUAUUAUCGAUCGAGGACGGUUCUCGUACAAACCAACCCAAGAUAUAAUAUGUUUGCAACUGCGGAUAGAGAAAUCGUCUUUUGGCUGCCUGAAGACGGUACAAAGACGCCUGACAAAUGA
Messenger RNA from Arthroderma uncinatum, 1170 nucleotides. RefSeq names its product WD repeat-containing protein 82. The record is from RefSeq and is a predicted model, not a curated record. The transcript is spliced from 3 exons. Lineage: Eukaryota; Fungi; Ascomycota; Eurotiomycetes; Onygenales; Arthrodermataceae. Gene Ontology annotation, cellular component: Set1C/COMPASS complex. Gene Ontology annotation, molecular function: chromatin binding; protein binding. Bases 1 to 1170 code for a protein of 389 amino acids.